This is a messenger RNA of Lingula anatina, 2283 nucleotides long. RefSeq lists its product as uncharacterized. The record is from RefSeq and is a predicted model, not a curated record. Lineage: Eukaryota; Metazoa; Brachiopoda; Lingulata; Lingulida; Lingulidae. Gene Ontology annotation, molecular function: oxidoreductase activity.
CUACUUAUCAUUUUCUUUCAGAUGCAGCGACCCGUGGCCAGUAAACAGCACACCUCCAAAAACCAUGAGAAGCAGUGCUGAAUAGGAAAGCACGUUAUAAGUGAUAUACGGUCACUGCGUGGAACGAGCGAUCGCGCUGUUUGGCCUACUUUACCAAGGGAACUUAGUGUUGGACAGGCGACCAUAUGGACUUUUAUAUAUUGUAUGUACAUACUAAGGCUGUUUAUACAAAAUGGAGACCAAAACGAAGCUUUGCAUAGGUGUUUUCCCCGUACUGUGCGCCGUAGCUUGGAUCUACCUGCCGUUCACCCGUAAUCCGAGCUUGGAUCCGCCGUAUACUUCUACAGAGGUUCAUCUUAACACCGAUACAACUCCCAGCGGUGAAACACCCUUGCCGAGGGGGCACAUGCAGCGGUUUGGGCUCCACGUAGAAAAGGAGACGGAGAUCGUUGAGCUCGACCACUUUCCGGACCCAGAAACGUUUUAUAAAGACUAUGUAUAUCCGUCUGUUCCCGUGAUCGUGCGAGGCGGACUAAAACACUGGCCGGCCAUGGAGAAGUGGAAGAAUGAAGAGUACUUAAAGGAGAAGUUUGGUCAUUGCCUGUAUACCAUUAGAAAAAAGGUUGUAGAUGAACACCAUCCAGCAGAAAUGUUGAUGUCCUUGGCGGACUUUCUUGAUGCAUAUCGGAAAGAAAAACUCUAUUUGACAGCAUACAUAUGCCCCGAGAUGACCCAAGACUUCUCCAUGCCUAGCUGCAUUGGCUGUGACGCCUAUGUUAAGAUGAUUCUCGACAUGAUUCUUUUCUUUAACACUGGAUGGACCAACACAGAAGUUCACAUCGACCCCUAUGAGAUUUUCUAUACCCAAAUAAGGGGCAAACGCCAAUGGAUUUUGACACCGCCCAGUGAUGGAAAAUACCUCCACACAGAAGAGUUCCCGUACCAUGCAGGUAUGUGUCCCGCAGACGUCGAUGCCGUAGACCUUAUCAAAUAUCCCAAUAUUUCGAAGGCCGCCAUCUACAACGUCACAAUAAACGAAGGAGACAUGCUCUACGUCCCGGAGGCGUGGUUUCACCAGGUCCGCACCACGGAGGGAGACACUAACAUGGGGCUAGCUCUUUAUCUGAAUCACACUUCGUGUAUCACCAGGUGCCCAGAUACGGAUGAUAUAGAGUUUUUAGAAAACUGCAUGGAAGCCAGGAAACAAACCCCAAAAGAGAUAACUUGCAACGAAAGAACUGACAACAUUCCAUACAGCGCAGUGGUGGAGAAGUACAAAGACAUCUAUCCCCGACUUCUGAUUCAUGAAGAAAAACAGACAGAGAUGAAAACAUCGGUCACGACGCUGUUACAGAGUGGACAUAGCAUGCCGGUCCAGGGUUUAAGCCUCACGAGGCUAGGUAAAGAACAGUUAGGGACGACUGUACGGCACGCCUUGCUGCUCGGAUACAGACUUUUCCUCACGGACCCAGACGACGACAGCGAAGACGCUUUGGGGUCAAUUUUAGCUGAUAACCAACACUGCAAACGUGAAGACGUUUUCGUAGUUGUCAAACUUGACUCCACUUUGGAAGGAGACGCCGUUAGAAAAUCGAUCAAAAGAUCAAUGGAGAGACUAAAGACAGACUACGUGGAUUUGGUUCUUUUUCGAGCGCCGAUAUGUGACAAAGAUCAGGAAGGAUGUGAAGCGCGCCCAGGUGGUUGGGAAAUAUUAGAAGAACUUCACGACGCUGGAACUAUUCGUUCUCUUGGGCUUAGCGGUUUUAAGAUUUCACAAGUACAACGGCUGGUUGCUUCGGCCAAAAUCCGGGUUUCAGUUGUCCACGCUAAGUUCGAUAUUACUUAUCGCAACACGGAGUUGAGGGAUUUCUGCAACCAGCACGGCAUGCGUUUCAUGGCGCGCAACUUCUUCGGUCCCCAAAAAUUAAAAGAACUCGUUCUGAGCAGUGAAAUGAUUAAAAUUGCUGCGAGGCUGUUCCGCACAGACACAUCUACGACAAUAAUCAGAUGGGCCUUGAAUAAAAACAUUACUGUAAUCACCCCAGCAACUGACCUUCGACAGAUGGCUUUUAAUAGGCGUGCGUUGUUUUUUGACGUAGCGCCAGGGUCUUACCUGGACGACUUGGAUAAUUUUCCUCAUAAAGCGUGAUGAACGCAUAUUAAUUCAAUUAUAACUCAGUGGCGGGUACCUAUUUUUAACUAUAUGUGAAUUAUAAUUCAGAAAUGUAUAUAUUGCAUAUAAUUAUUAUACAGAAUUAAAUUUGUCGUUUAUGUACAAGGAAA